AUGACUCCUCCAGCCAAAAACAAUGACUUUGCCGGCAUAGGCGCAUGGGCCACCCUUCCGAAGGGUGGUCCUUCCCCAACCCUGAGCGUCGGCAGUUUGACUUCUGCCUCAUCCACCAGCUCGGGCGGCAAGUCUCAGCAAGGGUCCUUCCCCCAUGCUCGAAGCCUACGAAAAUUCGCCCACUACCUCGCUGUCGUGGUCGCACCUGAAGGUCACCGCUAA
Messenger RNA from Penicillium maclennaniae, 222 nucleotides. RefSeq lists its product as uncharacterized. The record is from RefSeq and is a predicted model, not a curated record. Lineage: Eukaryota; Fungi; Ascomycota; Eurotiomycetes; Eurotiales; Aspergillaceae. The transcript is spliced from 2 exons. Bases 1 to 222 code for a protein of 73 amino acids.